AUGGAGCUUCGAGCAAAGGAAGAGGGGAAAAUAAAAGUGAACAUGCAGCAAAGCUUGGGUUCUAAUUCAAGGGAAGGGUCAUUACCUACUCAUGAAGGUGUCAACGGCUCGCAAGGAGAAUCCAAAUUGGAAUUGUUUGGUUUUGACUCUCUCGUUAAUAUUUUAGGUCUUAAGCGUAUGACAGGGGAGCAGAUUCAAGCACCUUCUAGUCCUAGAGAUGGUGAAGAUGUUUCUGUCACUCUUGAGCGUCCAAAGACUACUGGUGUCCAACUGGGGACAAUGAUGGGAGUGUUUGUGCCAUGCUUGCAAAACAUUUUGGGAAUUAUAUACUAUAUCCGAUUUACUUGGAUUGUUGGUAUGGCUGGCAUAGGUGAGUCACUGGUGCUAGUGGCCUUCUGUGGCUCAUGUACUUUUCUGACUUCUAUAUCAUUGAGCGCUAUUGCAACUAAUGGUGCGAUGAAGGUAAAGGGCAUUGAGAGGGAGCAUUGUAAAGGUAAGUGGUUUUCAGAAGAAGCGGAGAGUAGCCCACUUAACCGUGGGCAAAAUGACAUAGUGGCUUUGGCUGCUAGUGAUGCAGUGGUCUUGGGUGGGGGACCUUAUUAUCUCAUUGGUCGUGCACUGGGUCCAGAGGUUGGAGUCAGCAUUGGAUUAUGUUUUUUCUUAGGGAAUGCAGUCGCUGGAGCUCUUUAUGUACUAGGAGCUGUAGAGACCUUUCUAAAUGCUGUGCCAAGCGCUGGGAUUUUUAGAGAGACUGUCACGAAGGUUAAUGGCACGGCAGUUGCAGAGCCCAUUUCAAGUCCAAGUUUGCAUGACCUGCAAAUUUAUGGAAUUGUUGUAACCAUCAUUUUAUGUUUCAUUGUUUUUGGCGGCGUGAAAAUUAUCAAUCGUGUUGCACCUGCCUUUCUUGUACCCGUUCUAUUUUCAUUGUUCUCGAUCUUUAUCGGGAUACUUCUGGCAAGGAAGGAUCAUCCAGCAGAUGGGAUCACUGGCGUUAGUUUGAAAUCCUUUAAAGAAAAUUGGAGUUCUGAUUAUCAAACAACUAACAAUGCUGGGAUACCUGAUCCAGAGGGAAAAAUAUACUGGAAUUUCAAGUAA
This is a messenger RNA of Ilex paraguariensis (yerba mate), 1095 nucleotides long. Lineage: Eukaryota; Viridiplantae; Streptophyta; Magnoliopsida; Aquifoliales; Aquifoliaceae. The record is from the annotation of a GenBank genome assembly.